Molecule: messenger RNA, 1656 nt
Organism: Alligator sinensis (Chinese alligator)
Lineage: Eukaryota; Metazoa; Chordata; Crocodylia; Alligatoridae
Product: parathyroid hormone/parathyroid hormone-related peptide receptor-like
Exons: 11
Coding region: 1-1656 (551 amino acids)
Biological process (GO): adenylate cyclase-modulating G protein-coupled receptor signaling pathway; cell surface receptor signaling pathway
Cellular component (GO): plasma membrane
Molecular function (GO): parathyroid hormone receptor activity; G protein-coupled peptide receptor activity; peptide hormone binding
Source: RefSeq, a predicted model, not a curated record
AUGGAGGAUUUGGUCCGUGUGGGCAGCAUCUUGGUUACUGUCCUCUACUGCUCAGUCUGCGCUCUGGUUGACACUGAUGAUGUCCUUACAAAGGAAGAACAGAUCUAUCUUCUGAUUGAAGCAAAGGAGCAGUGCCAGAAAACCAUAAGAAUCCAACUAGAGAAACCCAAAGAUACCAGCUGUUUACCAGAGUGGGAUGGAAUUAUCUGCUGGCCCAAGGGCUCUCCAAACCAACAGGUGUCGGUCCCGUGCCCAAAAUACAUCUAUGAUUUCAACCACAAAGGUCAUGCCUACAGACACUGUGAUGCCUAUGGGAGCUGGGAGCUAGCACUCAGCAUCAACAAGACCUGGGCUAACUAUACAGAAUGCACUAAGUUCUUCACUCCUGAGCACCGGAGCCGAGAGAAGGAGGUGUUUGACCGCCUGCACAUGAUGUACACGAUAGGCUACUCCAUCUCCCUGGCCUCCCUUCUUGUCGCCGUGAGCAUCCUAUGCUACUUCAAGCGCCUACAUUGCACACGAAACUACAUCCACAUCCACCUCUUCAUCUCCUUCAUCUGCCGGGCUGUGAGUAUCUUUGUGAAGGACGUGGUUCUGUAUUCUGGCUUAUUGCCUGAGGACCUGGAGAUGACACGCCUUGAAGAUCUAGAGAGCGAGUUGGUCCCUGUGGCAGGACACCAGACCCAUCUGGUGGGCUGCAAGGUGGUGGUGACUCUUUUCCUCUAUUUCCUGGCCACGAACCACUACUGGAUCCUGGUGGAGGGUCUGUACCUGCACAGCUUAAUCUUCAUGGCCUUCCUCUCUAAUAAGAACUACCUGUGGGCCCUCACCAUCAUCGGUUGGGGUCUCCCUGCCAUGUUUGUGUCUAUCUGGGCCAGUGUCAGGGCCUCCCUGGCAGAUACACAAUGCUGGGACCUCAGUGCUGGGAAUCUGAAGUGGAUAUAUCAAGUCCCUAUCUUAGCAGCCAUUGUGGUGAACUUCUUCCUUUUCCUCAACAUUGUGAGAGUUCUGGCAUCCAAGCUCUGGGAGACCAACACAGGGAAGUUGGACCCUCGGCAACAAUACAGGAAGCUGCUGAAGUCCACCCUGGUGCUGAUGCCGCUCUUUGGAGUCCAUUAUGUGGUGUUCAUGGCAAUGCCCUACACGGACGUCUCCGGGGUCCUGUGGCAAAUACAGAUGCACUAUGAGAUGCUCUUCAACUCCUCUCAGGUUUGUCCAUGCUGGGAGGUGGGUCAUGCCCAGCUCUCCUGCCCCAGCACAACCCAGGUCUUGCUGCUUAGUUCUGGCAAGAACCAGUGUGGGACCCUGUCUUCCUUUGUAAAAUCCUCCUUUGUGAAAGCUCUUAGAGAUCCACACGUGCAAAAACUUUGGCAGAGGUGGCUCCAGUUCAGCCUGCUCUGUGGGGCGCUGAAAUUGGCCUUUGCUUUCCACGUCUUCUCUUUUGCCGGCUGCUCUGCUGAGUCUGCCAAGCCAUUCUGGGUAGUUCUGCUGGUUUUGAGCCUGGUUGCAGCUGCCCUGCCUAGUAUGGGGAUGGCUGGUUCAGCUGAACAAGCUGUGACUGGGAACAGGCUGAGCAAGGCAAUUCUUCCAGGGGAACCACUGCUGCCAAAACAUGAGGGGCCAGGGAAGCAGGCUAGUCAAAGUGCCACAAGCUGA